Nannospalax galili (Upper Galilee mountains blind mole rat) is the source of this 4872-nucleotide messenger RNA. RefSeq names its product golgi membrane protein 1 (gene Golm1). The transcript is spliced from 10 exons. The record is from RefSeq and is a predicted model, not a curated record. NCBI's taxonomy places the organism in Eukaryota, Metazoa, Chordata, Mammalia, Rodentia, Spalacidae. Gene Ontology annotation, cellular component: Golgi apparatus. Bases 171 to 1418 code for a protein of 415 amino acids.
GCUGAAGCACCGCCUCCCGCCGCCUCGGGCGCUGCCCAGGGCUGGGCUGGCGCUGGAGGCGCGCCGCGGGGCCCACCCGAGGAGUGGAGCGGAGCGGGCGCGAGGCUGAGGCGCGGCCGCAUGAGCGGCCUUCAGAGCCUUGGAAACAGAUUCUCAACCCCGGUUUCGAGAUGAUGGGAUUGGGGAAUGGGCGGCGCAGCAUGAAGUCUCCACCCCUCAUCCUGGCUGCCCUGGUGGCCUGCAUCAUUGUGUUGGGCUUCAACUACUGGAUUGCCAGCUCCAGAAGCGUGGAGCUCCAGAUGCAGAUAGUGGAUUUGGAAGACCGGGUCCGCAAGGCAGCUGCGGACCGAGGUGCUGUCGAGAUGAAAAAGAAUGAGUUCCAGGGUGAGCUUGAGAAGCAACGAGAACAGCUUGACAGAAUCCAGUCCAGCCACAGCUUCCAACUUGAGAACGUCAACAAGUUACACCAGGAUGAAAAGGCGGUUUUAGUGAAUAAUAUCACUACCAGUGAGCGACUCAUCAGAGAUCUGCAAGACCAGUUAAAGACACUUCAGAAGAGUUAUGGCAGCCUACAGCAGGACAUCCUCCAGUUCCAGAGGAACCAGACCAGCCUGGAGAGGAAGUUCUCCUAUGACCUGAGCCAGUGUGCCAACCAAAUGAAAGAGGUGAAGGAACAGUGUGAAGAGCGGAUAGAAGAGGUCACCAGAAAGAGGAACGAAGCAGGCCUUUCCAAAGACCAAAGUAAGCAGCUCCAGACCCUUAGCAAGCCUCAGCCUGGGCUGCAGAAAGACCUGCCGCAGACACAGAUGCCACAAGGGAAAGGACAUGUGCCCAGCAAUAAGUCUCAGACACAAGCCCCAGGUUCUGAGGUGGUUUGGAGUGUGAAGCCACCAGGACAGAAUGAGGGAAUGAACGAGAUCCAGUUUGUCAGUGAGGAAAAUCCCCAGAGAAAUGGUCUUAGGCCACCGCAGGCACCAGGCAAAGAACAGGCCAUUGUAGACAACACACCUGUGGACAGAAGCAGCUUUGGGAGAGCUGGACAACUUGGUCAGACCACACAGGUGCCAGCUGCCCUGUUGGCUGAUCCUGAAAAUCAGGAUCAUGAGGAUGCUGAACAGGACCAGCUUGUCAUCCGAGGCCUACAGGAGAAACAGAAUGCUGCUGAGGACGGGAGAAACCAGGAGAAACUGAUUGAGGAUGAAUAUGUAGAUGAAAAUGAAGCAGAAUCUGAAAAAGAGAAGCAGGCAAUCCUCGCAGGGAAUGACAAAAAUAUAAAUGUUUUUAAGGCUCAAGAUGAGAAGAAAGGCACCGUAAGUUUACCUGAUCACCGUGAAAAGCAGGGUCAUGCUGUGCUUCAACUGGAGCCAAUGCUCCCUGACAGGCCCGAACAGAGAUCACUACAUAAGACUCGUGAGUGACCGAGUAUGGACUACACUGAAAAAUGUAACAAGGUGAAAUGUACAUCAACUGAUUAUUGUGGGGCUCUCUUUAGCAAGAAAACCAUAUUAGUUUGGGGUGCUUUUAAAGUGUCUACAAUAGGAUGUCAAUGUUGGUGAAACUUUAUUGGCUAAUAGGUAUUCCUUGAUCAGGACAACACCAAAAAUAGAAAACCGGUUCUCCUUUUGGUGUGGGGACAGUAGGGCUUUGUCAUUCUACAAUGGAUAUAAAACAAAGCAGCUUAUAGCAGAGUUUACCUAUGUGGAGAAGCCAGCUGCAGAGAACCAGUUCCCCUUCUCCACUUGCUAAGUCAGUGCCAGCGCCAGCACCAGCCAGUUUCCAUUCUUGAGUGAGUGGCUCAUGCUCUCCUGCAGGGACUUUCGAUUUACACCAUCAGUGGCCUAGAGCUGACUGUCAGCAUAAACACCACUAGUCACAGCUUUAGACCAGCCUCAAUACAAAGCUGUUUUGUGUGAAAAAUGUUAAGCUAACCAGGUGUAGUAGCUCACACUUGUAACUCAAGGACUCAAGAGGCUGAGGCAGGAGGAUUGCUGUAGGUGCCAAGCCAGCCUGGGUUACAUAAUGAGUUCGAAACCAGCCUGGGCAACAAAGAAACCCCGCCUCAAAACACCAGGGGGGAAAACGAAUUUAAAAUGUAUUCUUUGUUCUUGUUGUACAAAACAUCAUUAAUUACUUAGGAUUUGAACACCUGUGGAUUCUACCUUGUUUUGUGUGUGUGGGCAAAGUGAAAUCCUCUCUAGUGAUUAAACACAUCACCAAGAAAAGCAAAGAUUGGAUUAGACUCUGAACAAAACCCUGAAUGGCCAUGGCAGAGCUCAGACAGGGAGAGACAGGCGAGGAUGGGACCUGUAACUGCUUUGUUACUACAGUAAAAAAGUUAACGGGGGUAUCCAUGUUAUGAGUUGGAACACUCAAGACAGGCAAAGGGAAAUGCAGUAGCUAUUUCUGCUGUAGUUGACAUGCUGUUUGAAAGUCAAAGAUCAAUGUUUGUUUUGAAAAUGUCUUGUAUCGUAGUUCAGAGAUGGUAAUGGCAUUAGGUCUGACUUGAGUAGGUUCUUGACACUUUAGUAAGUGGGUUUUUAGCACAUGCAGCUCACUGGCAGUCACACUGAUGACUUCCUUUCAGUGAUGCUACCUACAGUGAGAAAAUUCACAGGCCUGGAGAUGCAUGGGACUCAGGAAACAUUUGGUUAAGCCCCUUGUUUUCAGCAAGGAAAGCAGGGCUCAGUUCUGGAGACUCCAGCAGGUGAAGUGUGGUGCCUGGACUCAGCAGGCCAUGAGAUGCCUCUAGCCAAAGCAGGGCCUAUUUGUGUUCAUGUGACAGUCUCCAACUGUGAUACUUUUCUUUUAGAUACUUUUCCACUCAGGAGAGACAGGGGUAUGAAGUAUGCUGUUAAGAUUUUACUGGAGUCCUUUUCUGACCUUCCUUUCUGUUCCAGUCUUAGUGUUGACAUGAAUUCUCUCUUACUUUGUCAGUUUAAAGUCUUUAUUCAUCUCAUGCUUACAGUUGCCGAGUUAGUUCAACUUUCAAGGCUGUCUCCACAGGUUCCACUGUUUUCAGCUGUUUUCCCUCCAUCCCUCUCUAGAUCCCUAAAGAAUCAGCUUUUCAUGUGACUAAGGGUUGUGGCUGCCUCAGUUCUUUCAUGAAAUGAAACAGGAUGUCAGCAUAAAUAAAAAUAACCAUGCUGCGUCCCCACCUAGCCCUUGCAGUCCUUCUGGAAGACUUCUACCUAAAGUUUAGCUUUUACUGUCAAAGCAGAAUGGUGGUUGAGGGGUAUGAAGGAUGAUGAAUCAUGGCUGCCUUUUUCUACAAUGAAAAUAUUAGACUAUAGUAAAUUAUUAUCACUUCAAAAAGAAGUUAUAAACACAUUUAAGAGUAAUUCUGUGGACUUAUCUAAUAGUCUACAACUUUUUUUUCCUUGCAAACAGCAAUCUUGACAUAAUAAUCUCCUUGCUCUGUUUAUGAGGGGCUUAUUCAAAUUUUUCCAGAAGCCCAGUGACCUACCUGUCUUGUUAUCAAACCAAAGCACUGCAUCUUCCUUGAAGGUUGUCUGGUGUUUGAAUUUUAAACAGAACCUGCAAGUAUUAUACCUGAUUCAUAAUAACCUCUAGAUCCCAAAGUUGGUACAUGUCUGGGUAAAUGGAAAGCAGUAUUAGUACAGACCACUCUACAACUCCUCUGGUGUUCUGCUGGGGUUGUUCCACCUAGUGGUUAACAAACAAAACAGAAGACAAACCUUAGUGUCAACGAAUGCACAGGUGGUUUAAGUUUUCUCCUCCCUAGUCAUUUCAUCUCUUUAAAAUCAUCUUUUAAAACACCUUUGGCAAGUUUAGGUAGUUCUUCACUGCAAAAGUACCCAGAUCCAGUGCCCCACUCUAUCUAGACGUGGUACAAUGUUGCACAACCAUUUUUCCAUCAUACUCUUCACCUGCCAGACCUUCAAAUUUUUCUUGUGACACAAAAUCCCAGUGGACUUUAUUCUUUGUACUGCCUUCUUCCUAUCAGAGCUCUGUUUUGGUUUCAAGUACCUGGAAAUUACUGCCCAAGCAGUGCUGAUUUCCUUUGAACAAAUUAAGCAGAACUAGCAUGUAUACUGUUUUCUGAGUUCUGAAGUUUCAAGCUGUUUAUUGGUUAUUCGAGGCUAAGGCAAGAGUUAAAGCACUCUUGACAGUACAGCCAGAACACCUCAGAGUUGAUCAGACAAGUCAGGAAAGCCCUCUAAUAUAGCAGCCAAGUUCAGUCAGGCAUACUUCAAAGUUAUUCUAGGAAAAAGUUUUAAUGCAUUUUCAAGAAAGGUGUCACAAAACUAGGUAUAGUUCACUGAGUGUCUCUCUAGCGUAUGUGUGAGGUCCUAGGUUGCAUCCUCAGCACCACCAAAGAAAGUACCAAGUCAGAUCAAAGUUAAGACACUAAUUCUCAGGAUCCUUUUUACCAUAAGUCAAAUGAACUGGAACUAGUCUUAGGCCAAGCCACAAAGCCACUUUAAACUUCAGGGUAGCAAAGUACCGCUCCCUGCAGAGGACAAAAAGGAAGGUCCACAGGCUUAGACAGCAGAUGUGGCAAACAAAUGCAGAGAGAGCAAGAGGAAUGAGCAGCAAAGAAAGGCUAGGGCCUUGCGUUCAGCACUCUUAGGCUGAAGUCAGUGGAUCUGGAACAGAACCUUUACUUGAAGACAUUUCAUGGGUUAAACUGGAAUAAAAAGAGCACAGCACAUUUAAACCUAAGACCCACAGUUUAACCAUCUAUACAUUUCUACUUUCCUACCUGUUCAAUGUCACCAGCAAACAUGCUGUAUAAUCUCUUAAGUGUCAAAAGUAACAGUUAAAGGACUGUGUUUCUUCUUAAAACAAUGAUUAUAGAUCCUUACAAAUGUGUUGUGACACAAAAUCACAAUCCUCAUGUAGAGAUACUCC